GAUUUUAUAUACAUUAAACAACAUCGUUAGUUAAAACAUUUAUAACUCAAGAACGAGUAGACAGAUUUGGAUGAUCUAUAAUCUGUUGGAUUCGUCUCCGCUUGGAAUAGCAGAGUCAAUAUUAAAAUAUCAAAAAUUAUAACAUUAAGAGUGUUAAAUAGUAAAUAAAAUUAUGUAUAGAGUCAAUAAUAGUUAUAGCUAAAUAAUUGCUUCCCAGAUGGCGCAACAGUGCAUGUCGCCAAGGUAAAUGAACAACUCUUAUUGCAAGCUAUAGAUAAUAUCGGAGUUUUCAUAUUGAUAACAAUAAAGAUAACAUAUAUUUUCAUAAACAACCCGAAACAUACAAAAUUACAUUUAAUCUGUAAAAAGCAACGGAAUUAAUUUAACAAUUAAUAUUUGUCUUUAUUAUUUGGUUGUUUAAUACUUUUACAAAAAUAUAAAAAUUCAAAACAACACGGAAUAAAAUUUCAGUUUUAUUCGCGCUAUUGAUGAUAAAUACAUUCAUUCAUUUAUUUCAUUCAUUUGAAUUAAAUCUUCAGUAUGUUUUUGUACUCAAAAUUAAUGAUGUUAUUCAGUUUCAUUUAUAUUCAUUCCAAGUUUACAAUGGCGCAGCCUGGUGAAUUAUCACGUUAUUGCCCCUAUGACCAGAAGAGAUAUAUACUGCAAGUUAGAGCCAAGGUAAACUUCUUCACCGCUUUACAAACAUGUCGAGACAGAGGACAACGUCUCGCCAAUGUUCUCACACCAGGGGAAAAUGAUUGUCUUGGUGGAUUAAUCAGUGAUACAACAUUUAACGAGAAUCGUUUUUGGAUAUCCGGCUCCGACCUGAACAAUCCUGGCGUGUAUGUUUGGGAGUCGACAGGACAACCUGUACGCUACACAAAUUGGUAUCCAGGCCAACCAACACACACUGUUUCUCCAACUGGGGAAGUACAACAUUGUAUCGAAGUUCUUUUCAACCCGCAUGGUUAUCUUCAAUGGGCAGAUGCGCUAUGUUCAGCGCAACAUUUCUUCGUCUGCGAAGAUUAACAAUGCAAACAUUAAAUAUUGUUACUUUUAUACACGAUAAUAUAGGCAACCAAACAAA
Dalotia coriaria is the source of this 1087-nucleotide messenger RNA. Its product is annotated as perlucin-like. The record is from RefSeq and is a predicted model, not a curated record. The transcript is spliced from 4 exons. The coding region runs from base 541 to 1029 and encodes 162 amino acids. NCBI's taxonomy places the organism in Eukaryota, Metazoa, Arthropoda, Insecta, Coleoptera, Staphylinidae. Gene Ontology annotation, molecular function: signaling receptor activity.